AUGCAGAGGCUGAGUGAUGCCCUCCUGCAUAACAACCACCCUGCUCCUCCACGGCAGCCUGCCAGGGAUCGGGAUGUGGGACGCCUAGUCUCGGGGCAUAGGCUGCCAGUGUUCGCCGGAGAGGAGGAUCCCGUGAUACUCGAGAAGUGGAUCCGAUCCCUCGAUAAGAUCUUCGCCGUUGUGGGUUGUCCUGAGGAUCGCCGAGUGGAGUUGGCUUCUUUCUACUUUAGUCAUGAGGUUGAUCUCUGGUGGGUGCACGAGGGCCCCGCGUGUCAAGAAGAGCCUGGUUUCGACUGGUCAGCCCUGAAAGACAAGAUGAGGGAGAGGUUCUAUCCAUCACACGUCCGAGCCGCCAUGUACGAGGAGUUCUUACAUCUUCAGCAGGGGUCGUCAUCCAUGGUGGAAUACCACAAGCGCUUCUUAGAGCUUGCCCGUUUUGCUCGGAUGUUGGUUCCCACUGAGCUAACAAAGGUGGAGAAGUUUGUGGCAGGACUCAACUACGAAGCCCGGAAGGCGUUGACCGUGAGCAAGCCUAGGACACUGAAUGAAGCCUAUCUGAGCGCAGCCGAUCUGUAUUGA
This is a messenger RNA of Ipomoea nil (Japanese morning glory), 579 nucleotides long. RefSeq lists its product as uncharacterized. Bases 1 to 579 code for a protein of 192 amino acids. The record is from RefSeq and is a predicted model, not a curated record. NCBI's taxonomy places the organism in Eukaryota, Viridiplantae, Streptophyta, Magnoliopsida, Solanales, Convolvulaceae. The transcript has a single exon.